AGGUAAGACACUAGGGUUUCGACUCGACCUCAAGGCAGAAACUCGGUAGAAUCGAUGCCAUAAGGGGCUAGCAAGGGCACCCACGUACCAAGGGCAGCCGAAACGUUGCAUAAUAAGGGCUUGGUAGCACCAAAUGGCGUCGCUGCACCGACUCAUCAUCCUCACGCUGCUGGGCGCGGCCCGCGCGCCGCCACCUGGCUCUUCCGAUGAUAGUGGCGACGCCUGCGCCGCGGACGGCUCGUCCGCAACCUACGCGGAAACGAUCUCGACGGCCCAGGGCGUCACGAAGCGGACGAUCGUCUCCGCGGGCUGCCCGAACCACGAGUCCUACUGCACGGGCAAGCCUGCCAACAAGCCGACCUGCGAUGAAGAGGGCCUGAAGGGCUCUGGCACCGAGGCCACGGACCAGGACCUCAACGUCGACGUCCCCGCGAACCCGAAGCUCCUGGACGCCGACGACUGGGCCGCCGUGCUCGCCGACGCGGCCACGGUCCCUGCCGCCGGCGCCACCGAGACGGCGACCACCAGCUCGCUCGACUGCGAGAUGGGCGGCAUCGCCUACGCGCUCAACGGCGUGGUCUUCUACUCCGGCGCCGUGGGCAACAAGAAUCUGGACCCGCCGUGCCCCCAGCUCGACAUCUACGACGACACGGCCGAGUGGAUCUCGUUCGACUGCUGCUCCGGGCACAGCUCGGGCACCGGCGGCUACCACUACCACUUUCCGCCGUCGUGCCUGAUUGCCCAAGCCAACGCUGACGCGCCCAUCAGUGACGGUCAUAGUUCACAGAUCGGCUGGGCGCAAGACGGCUUCCCGAUUUACGGCCCGCUUGGACCCGGCGGCGUCGAAAUUCGCAACUGCGGCGCCUCGGGCGCGCAUGCGACCUACUGCCAGGACAAGUGCGGCGGCUACGAGGGCGAGCUCCCGGACGUCGACAACUACAAGUAUCGCUACUACAUCACCGGCAAAGUCAACGACCUGAACUCGCUGCCGUCCUACCCCAAGCCCGACGAUCUGGAUCUCUACUUCCCGUUCACGAUCCGCUGCCACCGCGGCGUCACCCUAAGCUCGGCGAGCGACUUCAAGAACUACGCGGGCAGCGACGGCUUCACGAGCGACCAUACCGCUACAGCGCACCCGGGUUACACGACUCCUCUCCCGGUCCAGUGCCUCGACGGCAAGGGCCUCGACGACUACGACGUCUUCGCAAGCGCGCCGGCGCCCACGCUUCGGCCGACGCCGGCACCUGUCGAGCCCACGCUUCGGCCGACGCCGGCACCCGUCGAGGACACGCCGGCACCCGUCGAGCCCACGCCUCGGCCGACUCUGAUGCCGACGCCCACAAAACAACCUACUCAGCCCACGGCGCCGGUGCCGACGCCCCGGCCGACGCCGAUCCCGACGCCGCGGCCGACAGUCGCGCCCACCACGCCGCGGCCGACCGUCGCGCCUUCUUUCUCGCCGACAGCGGCGCCGGUCGUUACCGGCGACAUCACGUUCUCCGGCCUGACGGUCGCCGAGGCGGAGGAGAGCAAGGAUGUCUUCCGCGAGGCGAUCGCGUUAACGGCGGGCGUCGACGAGUCGUCGGUGACGGUGACGAUCACCGCGGCCAGGCGUCGUCGCCUCGCGGACGGCGUUAUAGUUACGUACACUAUCGCCACCGCCUCCACGUCCGACGCCACCACGAUCGUUAACACGCUCACGGCGUCGGAGUCGGAGUGCGAGUCAAAUCUCGCGACCGCCGCGGCGAAUAACGGCAAAACCGAUGUCUUUGCUGAUGUCGUGCUCACGGACAUGGGCACGCCGGUCGCCGCCGCCGCGACCGCCGACGCCGCCGACGCCGACGAGGACGAGAACGAAGACGCCGCGCUCGGGUCCGACGCGGCGGCGCCGCGCCGAUUCGUGGCGGCCAGCGCCUCCGCGGCGCUUUUGGCGGCGGUCCUUGCCUGA
This is a messenger RNA of Pelagomonas calceolata, 1948 nucleotides long. The record is from the annotation of a GenBank genome assembly. Lineage: Eukaryota; Pelagophyceae; Pelagomonadales; Pelagomonadaceae.